AUGAAUAAACCCAUCUACAACAAGAUACUACUCACCAUCCUCAUCCUCUCAGACUUGGCAACAGCGAAAUUCAAUAUCAUGAAUCCAGAAAACACGGUAACCAAGACAGAAACGGUAACUGUCACAGACAGCCAUCAUUCUCACGAACCAGCUCAGGCAAAGAGAGGAGGUACUUGUCAAUUCCCCUACUAUCAAGGGAUGGUAGCCGUCCAAAAGAGUGGAUCAAAUGCCGGUUGGGCCAUGCAUGACGACCAGCAAUGUUCAUAUGGAUCAUGGUGCCCCUAUGCCUGUGAGUCCGGUCAGUUGAUGGGCCAAUGGGACCCCUCUGUCACUUCAUACUCGUAUCCCGGAUCCCAAAAUGGUGGCUUGUAUUGUGAUUCCAAUGGGAAAUUGCAGAAACCUAUUAGUGAUCAUGAUUAUUGUUAUCAGGGGAAGGGAACCGUCUCUGCGGUGAAUAAGUGUGGCGGUGGAUCCGUUUCAUUCUGCCAAACUGUCUUGCCAGGGAAUGAAGAAAUGUUGAUCCCCACUUUGGUGGGUCAAGGAAGUGAAGUCACUUUGGCGGUACCAGGAACUGAUUAUUGGGCAUCCACAGCAGCCCAUUAUUAUAUUAAUCCACCGGGAAAGGGUGUGGAUGAUGCAUGCAAAUGGGGGAGCACUUCUGAACCAUGCGGGAAUUGGUCUCCAUAUGUGGCAGGAGCUAAUAUGGAUGACAAUGGGAAUACCUUUGUCAAGAUUGGUUGGAACCCUGUUUAUUUGGAACAAUCAUCCCCUUUUAAGGACUCAAAGCCUAGCUUUGGCGUCAAAAUCACUUGCGAUGAUCCAUCACAAUGCGAUGGAUUAGAUUGUUCCAUCGAUCCUUCAGUUAAUGGGGUAAACGGUGUUAGCAGUUCAGAAAGUAGCUCAGGUGCAGGAGGUGGUAAUUUCUGCGUGGUCACUGCAAAGAAGGGAGCCAAGGCCAAGAUUGUAGUGUUCGAUACAAGUGGUGGCGGUGGUGGAAGUAGUAAUGCACCAAAGCAAAAAAGAGAGAUAUUUGUCCCACAAACGACUGUGACUGAAACAAGAACAGCAUGGGUCACUUCAACAAGAGUCGUUUGA
Naumovozyma castellii is the source of this 1095-nucleotide messenger RNA. RefSeq lists its product as uncharacterized. Lineage: Eukaryota; Fungi; Ascomycota; Saccharomycetes; Saccharomycetales; Saccharomycetaceae. The record is from RefSeq and is a predicted model, not a curated record. Bases 1 to 1095 code for a protein of 364 amino acids. The transcript has a single exon.